AUUGGAGAGAAAAGUUGAGCAGAGAAACGAACUUUUGGACUCGCUGUAAAACAUUCAGAUUAAUUGCAAAGAUUUCAACGACAUCACCCCUCAACUACUUCCACUCGAUCUCAAAUUCCCCAGCGAUUUUGACUUCCUCCAUCGAUAAUUUACUUUACCUAACACCACCUAGUCACAAAAAACCUCACGAAAAACAAAAACACCAUGGGCUGGUUUUGGUCAGACACUCCUGCGCCGCCUGCGUCUGCGCCGGCCGCACCACACCCCAGCACACCCGCUGGAACACCACCACCCGGCUGCCCGAUGCACAAGAAGACGAUCGACGCCCUGAACCCAACAGCAGCAGCACCAAACAACGCCAGUCCGGCCAAAGCAACACCGCCAUCAUCAUGCCCCGUCGCCCACGACCAGGCCCCGGCACAGAAACAGCAGUCCGCCCUCUCCCGCCUCAACCCGCUCAACUAUAUGUUCCCUGACCUGUCCAACGCGCCGGCCCCGAACCAAACCGUCGCGCUGCCCACGGAGCGCGAGCAUUCCACCAUCCCGCGCGGCGGCGGCGAGGGCAACUGGGAGUACCCGUCGCCGCAGCAAAUGUACCACGCCCUGCUCCGAAAGGGCUACACCGACACGGACCCCACCGCCGUCGAGGCCAUGGUGGCCUGCCACAACUUCCUCAACGAGGGGGCCUGGGCCGAGAUUGUCGACUGGGAGAGGCGCUUCAGCAAGGGUCUGGUCCGCGGCUGGCAGGUCAGCCGGCAGGGCGAGGAGAGGGCUCCGCAGAUUCUGCGCAGGCUCGAGAGGGACGAGGGCGCCCAGCCCGUCGUCCCCAGCCUCGUCAGGUUCCAGGGCAGGCCCAAGGACAUGACGCCCAAGGCGGCGUUUUUCCAGGUCAUGGGCUGGUUGUAUCCCUCAAAGUUUGAGACUGAGCCGCCUUUUGAUCGCCACGACUGGUACGUCCAGCGAGACGUCAACGGCCAGAAGAAGGAGGUCCGCUACGUCAUCGACUACUACUCCGGUCCUCCGGAGCCCACCGGCGAGCCCGUCUUCUACCUCGACGUGCGCCCUGCUGCCACCCCGACCGGCGCGGCGGAGCGCCUCAUCAGAUGGGGCAGCGACGUCUGGUGGCGUGCCGCUGGCCUUGAGGCCAGGGAGCAGCAAGGCAGGACCCAAUAGUGCAACAAGGCCCUGCCUUGACACUUGACGGGGUUUGCUAAUGCGAUGAUUUGCGACGAGUUGGACGUUGGAAGAGUUGAUUAUGCUAACAAUGUAACAAAAACACAAAGGUCCUUCCUUUUUUGGACAGGCAGGACAGGGUUUUCUCUACUCUCUGUAUGUUAUUUUAUCCGGGAUAAUCUCACUUAUCCCUGGUAUACCUACGUUAUAAUAAUUCUGUAUUGAUAACUUGACGAUACGCAUCAUAGAUCUCAAAGCCCCAUUAUGGCUGGUUUCUCGUCACCAGAUUCGUUACUUUCACUUUCGACAUUUACAUCACGUGCGCGUUUUUUGUAUCAUCAAGGAGCAGCUUUAUUAUACUGUGCUAUUACACAAUUAUCUGCUACCGGCGAUGAAAGCACCUUAUUUCAUUUGCUCACGCGCGAACGGUAGCAAGCUGUGUGACCUGGUCCAGCAGCGCCUUGCUCUCCCUGGGCGAGUUCUUGAGGACCUUGUCCCUCAGGUGGUCGAUGUCCUGGCCAGGGGCCUUGGGAGGGUUGCCCUGGGCGGUCUGGAUCCUGCUGAUCUGCAUGGCCAGGAAGAACUUGGGGAUCUUGAUGGGGGCGAAGUUCCCGCCGACGGAGCGGAUGCCGGCCUCAGUGGCCGUGUAGACGUCAGCCUCCGCCUGGAACUUCUUGAGGUCCGUGCUGGCGAGCGGCGUGGCCGUCUUGAAGUUCUCGAGCGCAAAGGCCAGCGGGGUCUGCUUGGAUUCGGCAAAGUUGAUCUUGCUGAACGCGACGUCGCCCUCGAUGACGUCGGGCACGCCGUCGAUGGUCUUGACGGCGGCGUUGCACUUGACCCUGGGGGCGAUGGACGCGGCAGCGUCCGAGACCUCCUUGGGGAGCGUCGUCUUGCCGAUGACGAAGCAGGCGCCGGCACCGGCCUGGCGCUCAACCAGAUCGCGCUCGACCAGAGGACCUAUUUUUGGGUUGCAUUUUGGUCAGUCACUGAGUUACCAAGUCGGGAAGAGUGGGGAUUUUUGCGGGUUCUUACUGGCGAGGGCGGACGAGGCGCCAAAGACAACGGCAGCGAUAGAGAACUUCAUUUUGAAGGAGAGACGAGGUUAAAGAUUGCUGUUGGAUUAUAGAUCAAAAAGGUAAUGAUGAUGAAAAAAGGUACCCUUCCAGAAGGUAACGGUGAACGAAAGUAAAGAGUUGGUGGAAACCGACCGGAUCGACAGAUUAACAGUAAAAGAAUGAGAUGGCAAGAAAAGGCGAGAAAUCAGAAGAUGAACAGGAUCUCAGGUCCUCAUUUAAAGACAUUCGCGGAACGCGUUUGCCGGGAAUGCCCAUUUCGUUUACACUAUGAGGCGGGGCC
Molecule: messenger RNA, 2529 nt
Organism: Pyricularia oryzae 70-15
Lineage: Eukaryota; Fungi; Ascomycota; Sordariomycetes; Magnaporthales; Pyriculariaceae
Product: cytochrome c heme lyase
Exons: 3
Coding region: 205-1173 (322 amino acids)
Biological process (GO): cytochrome c-heme linkage
Cellular component (GO): mitochondrion
Molecular function (GO): holocytochrome-c synthase activity
Source: RefSeq, a predicted model, not a curated record